Vanessa atalanta (red admiral) is the source of this 1594-nucleotide messenger RNA. Its product is annotated as dolichyl-diphosphooligosaccharide--protein glycosyltransferase subunit 1. The transcript has a single exon. Gene Ontology annotation, cellular component: membrane; oligosaccharyltransferase complex. Bases 50 to 1459 code for a protein of 469 amino acids. The record is from RefSeq and is a predicted model, not a curated record. NCBI's taxonomy places the organism in Eukaryota, Metazoa, Arthropoda, Insecta, Lepidoptera, Nymphalidae.
UGUACUUCCUUUGAGUGCGUUGAACUGAUUUGUCAAAUGUCAAAAGAAAAUGAUGCCGGCGAUGGCUAAAAUACAAGUUUCGGUUUUACUCUUAUUAUAUAUCGCCAUUCAGUGCGGUAGUUUAAAUGUGGAUACAAUUUCUAGUGAUAUAAAGAUCAAAAAUGUCGAUCGGUCGAUCGAUAUCUCCUCUCAACUUGUGAAAAUAACAUCUAAAGUAACCUUGGAAAACACUGGUAAGGUACCGGUAAAAAAUUUCCUAUUAUCAGUCGAAGGUGGAGCAAAAAGUAAUUUAGCUUUUAUUAGUGCCAAAGAUCACAACAACAAGGAUUUGCGCCUUGUAGAGACCACUGUAAAAGGUUAUGAUCAAGUCAAAUUUUGGCGUGUUGAAUUGAAGGAAGCAAUCAAUGUAGCAUCUACAGCCAUUAUUGCAACUGAAUCAGUGUAUACAAAAGCAUUACAACCAUUCCCAACUGCUAUUACCCAGCAAGAAGAUCAACUGGUUAAAUACAACGGAAAUUUGUACUUCUACUCUCCAUAUCCUGUGGUAUCACAAAAAACUAAUGUUGUUUUAAAUACGAAAUCUGUUGAGUCGUUUACUAAAAUAAAACCGUUCUCUCAACAAGAUGGAACUAUUGCCUAUGGUUCCUAUUCAAAUAUUUCUCCAUUUACUGAAAAAGAGUUGAACAUCCAUUACAAGAACAAUUCCCCAUUCUUAACUGUUACUAGGUUGGCACGUCUCAUUGAAGUAUCUCAUUGGGGCAAUAUAGCUAUAGAGGAAACAGUUGAGAUUGAGCAUACUGGUGCCAAACUGAAAGGACCAUUUUCAAGAUAUGAUUAUCAACAAGAUCACCACAGCGGACCAGCUAGUGUACGUUCUUAUAAAACUUUCCUACCUGCUUCAGCAUCAGAUGUGUACUACCGUGAUACUAAUGGAAACAUCUCUACAUCCAACAUGAAGGUGAAGAAAGAUUCCGUAGAAUUGGACUUAAGACCGAGGUAUCCUCUUUUCGGUGGUUGGAGGUCCCAUUACACUCUAGGAUAUAAUGUUCCAAGUUAUGAGUACUUGUACCACUCUGGUAACGAAUACUUGCUCAAGAUGAGAGCAGUCGAUCAUGUGUUUGAUGAUAUGCAAGUAGAUGAGUUAGUCACAAAGAUUAUUUUGCCAGAAGGAUCAACAAAUAUUGUAGUAAAUUUUCCAUUUACAGUUACAAGGCUUUCAGAUAGUCUGCACUACACUUACCUCGACACUAAGGGUCGUCCAGUAAUUACCUUUACUAAGCAAAAUGUUGUUGAGAAUCACAUUCAAGAUUUCCAGAUUCGUUACACAUUCCCACGCCUGCUAAUGUUACAAGAACCUCUAUUAGUUGUUGGUUUCUUAUAUACUUUAUUUUUAUGUGUAAUUAUUUAUGUUAGAUUAGAUUUUUCUAUUCAUAAGCCAGAACAUCAGCAUAAAGAUUAAUGUUAUUGUAAAUCAUGCUAAGCUGUCAUUUGUAAUGUUUAAAAUUUAUUUACAGUGUAGUGUGAAAUUAACAUGUUCAUUUCAACAUGUAUUGUCUCAAAUUUAUUGAGAAAUAAACUAUCUAAAAAUUUUUAA